ACUUCCGCCGGAGGAUACAUAUAAAACCGCACGCGCUUCAAUACCCGCACGCAGAGUGGUGUUGUUUGUCCGAUUGCAAAAAUGCGGCUAUUCUCAGGUGUCUUGUUGCCGCUGCUGCUGCUGCUCCUUACCUGCCAGCUCGCUACGCCGACACCGAUUUUCGACAGAGAUGGAACAGGUCGGUCAGCUGGAUUCGGAGAAACAGUACGAGAUUGGUUUAAAAUGCUCAAGGAUCGAAUCGUGGGAAAAUGGCAAGAAUGGUUCGGCGGAGAUGGUCCAUCCCCGAGCUUAUCACCGCAGGAUAUUUUGAACAUCGAUAAGAACAUACAGAGUCGAGUAUCGGGUUAUCCAGGCUUCUUCUUAGAUUUGUCUAGGCUAUCAUUCGAUCCAAAACGAGAUUGGGGCGUCCGGGUUGGUAACUGGUACAUCAUCCGGAAAGUUACAGACAGUUACGGGGACAGUGAUUCGGACGAGUGGGACCUGAAGCCAUUGUUCCCGGGUCUGCCCACACCUUCUUGGGUCGAUUGGACGCCUGACUUUCGCAGAUUACCAACCGAAAUUCCGGGAACUACGCAAUCUCCAACGACCACUCCGAGACAGACGACUGUUACUCCAACGCAAUCAGUCUUAACUUCUACCGAAUCAACUGUACCUACUACCGAGGUGACUUCUACCGAAUCGAGUCCACUUACUACCCAAUUAAUUACAACUUCCACAGAGCCGAUUGUAACGUCAACUGAAGAAAUUCUGACUCCUAGUGAAUCUGUUGUAGUGAACAGUGAACCAGCCGCAGCACCUACUGAAUCUAUGUUAACAUCUACCGAGGCAAUUACCGAACCAACUACUGUUCCGUCAAUUGAGUCUACUAUCCAUUCCAUCGAACCGAUACCGUCUGUUGACAAUGAGCCGAUUUCUGUUGAGUCGAUUGAAACAUCUGAGUCUAUCGAAUCUACUGAAGUCAUGACGCCCACUGACGAAUUAACGACUAUUACGACUACUACCGAAUCACCUGUAACGUCCACCGAAAUUUUACCCUUCAAUAAGCGAGUAGAAGAGAAUGAGACCGUCGAUAAACGAACCACAAAGAAACCUCGUCCAGCAUCUGCCGAAGUCAUAACGUUUUAAAAACAGAUUGCAUAUUAUUAGAAAAUAAAAAAUUCAGAUAUA
This is a messenger RNA of Wasmannia auropunctata (little fire ant), 1167 nucleotides long. RefSeq names its product zonadhesin-like. Bases 82 to 1125 code for a protein of 347 amino acids. The record is from RefSeq and is a predicted model, not a curated record. The transcript has 3 exons. NCBI's taxonomy places the organism in Eukaryota, Metazoa, Arthropoda, Insecta, Hymenoptera, Formicidae.